AUGCGUAUCUUCACCCUUGCCCUUGUGGCUUCGUCCGCUCUCCUGCCCCGCCCCGACAGCGUCUCGGAGGCUGCGGAUCCUGCGCCGAUGGAACACCAAGACCUUGCUGUCGCUGUCUUGGCCGCCGAUGGCGAGAACUCCCCUCCUAGCAGGGUCUUGAGGUCUCAAGAAACGAUGGUGGUGCCGGAGACACUGGAAUCUUUCUGGCUGGGACUUCAGAAGUUUGUGGGGGUGGCGGAGAGCGUCGAUCAACCCAUGCUCCCCAGGCUAGUUAAUGUAUUUCUACAUCAUUCCGAAAUUCAGGGUUGGUUACGACGGUCUCAACGUGGGGAAAAGGUUAUCGUAUCUUUUCAUGCAAAGGACGCAGAUGGUGUGGCCAAACAGCUCUUUGUAAUGCGAGAGCAAGAGACGGAUUGGGUGGCGAAAGAGGUUGCGAAUAGGAUCUGUGCAGAUUUGGUGACGGGGUGGGUCGAAGUUGGCAAAACUCCGUCUCAAGUGUAUAAGCUACUCGACCUGCGUCGCUUGUCUUUUGACGAGUUAUUCGUAGAACAGAGAAGUGCAGCCGUCAGCGGCUUAAGGGACUUUUGUGAGGCUGCCAAUCCGGGCCGAGGCGAGAUUGUUUUCCUCGAAACCGUUAUUGAAGGAUUCGGUGGUGAUGAUGCAUUCGCCCGUCGUGUUUCCCAACUGACCACGGAUGAACUUCUCAAGGUCCAAGAGCACAUCUUUCCAGCUGUAAAGCAGAUGAAGUCCAACACGCCGAUGCUUUCACAAGACGUGUUCUUCUCGAAGUUUUUGGGACAUGUUGUCGAUGAAGCCACCACAUCAGCGUCAACUCCGUCGAAGGUCAAGGUCAAUACCGUCUAA
Molecule: messenger RNA, 864 nt
Organism: Hyaloperonospora brassicae
Lineage: Eukaryota; Oomycota; Peronosporomycetes; Peronosporales; Peronosporaceae
Source: the annotation of a GenBank genome assembly